Messenger RNA from Nematolebias whitei (Rio pearlfish), 2153 nucleotides. RefSeq names its product sodium-dependent neutral amino acid transporter B(0)AT1-like. NCBI's taxonomy places the organism in Eukaryota, Metazoa, Chordata, Actinopteri, Cyprinodontiformes, Rivulidae. The record is from RefSeq and is a predicted model, not a curated record. Gene Ontology annotation, cellular component: membrane. Gene Ontology annotation, biological process: sodium ion transmembrane transport. The transcript has 13 exons.
ACUAUUGACAGACUCACUCCUGCAACAGCAACACAUGGUAAAUUAGCAUGAAACUGGUAUUACCCAACCCAGGUCUGGAUCUCCGGAUCCCCAGCUAUGAGGAUCUGGAAAGGAUGGAGCAGGAGGAGGUCGCUGACAGGCCAAAGUGGGACAACAAGGCCCAGUACAUCCUAACUUGUGUGGGCUUCUGCAUUGGAAUUGGCAAUGUGUGGCGAUUCCCGUACUUGUGUCAAACUCAUGGAGGAGGAGCCUUUCUGAUUCCCUACCUAAUCUUACUGGUUCUGGAGGGAAUGCCUCUUCUGCUGCUGGAGUUUGCCAUCGGCCAGCGUCUCAGGAAAGGUAGUGUUGGCGUCUGGAGAUCCAUCAACCCCUAUCUGACUGGUAUAGGGAUCUCCUCCAUGUUGGUGUCUUUAUUAAUUGGGUUGUACUACAACACAUUGAUAGCCUGGAUCUUGUGGUAUUUCUUCAACUCCUUUCAAGACCCCCUACCCUGGACCCAGUGUCCUCUCAAUGACAAUAGUACAGAAUAUGUACCUGAGUGCCAGCAGAGCUCCACUGUGGAUUAUUACUUUUAUAGAGUGACUCUGAACAGUUCAACCUCCAUAGAUAACUCUGAAGGCAUCCAUUGGCCCAUGGUGGUCUGUCUGUUAGCUGCCUGGACGAUAAUCUGCAUUGCCUAUAUACGAGGGAUCAAUACAUCAGGAAAGGCAGUCUACGUCACAGCCAUCUUGCCUUACGUAGUGUUGGCCAUCUUCCUUAUCCGAGGACUGACUCUGAAAGGUGCCCUGAGUGGAUUAGAAUACCUCUUCACCCCAGAUGUGUGUUUCUAAUUUUUAUGUAGGGGGGCAAUCCACAGAUGCCGUAAUACAAAUCUGCAUCACCCCGUACUGUUUGUUUCCUUCUUGCAGGUGAAUGAGUUGACUAAACCAACAACGUGGCUGGACGCUGGUGCUCAGGUCUUUUAUGCCUUUAGCAUAGCAUGGGGAGGCCUGAUCUCCUUCUCAAGUUACAAUCCUAUUCACAACAAUUGCAUGAAGGAUGCUGUGAUCCUGACUGCUGUGACUGGUCUCACCUCAGUCUAUGCUGCCACUGUCACAUACACCAUCAUUGGCUUCAGGGCCACUGAAAAUUAUGACACUUGUAUGAGUGAAAACAUCAAAACUUUGUUAAACACAUUUGAGCUUCCUGAGGUCAACAUCACUACAAACAACUAUGACGCAGUCUUUAAUGAGCUGAACAGCUCCUAUCCAGACAUCGUUCUUGGACUGGACAUCCGAACUUGUGACAUGCAGAAACUUCUCAGUGAGGGAGUGGAGGGAACAGGUCUGGCUUUCAUUGUUUUCACUGAGGCCAUCACCAAGAUGCCCGGCGCCCCGAUUUGGUCUGUGCUCUUUUUUGUCAUGCUUCUCUGCCUGGGACUCUCAACGUUGUUUGGCAACAUAGAGGGAGUGGUGGUCCCACUGAAAGAUUUGAACGUGUUACCUAAAACAUGGCCCCAAGAAGCUCUGACGGGAGUGACCUGCAUAGCAGCUUUUAUCAUCUGUUUACUGUUUGCACAGCCUUCUGGGAUUUAUUGGGUAACGCUCUUUGACAACUUUGCUGGAUCAGUCCCUCUUCUGACCAUUGGAUUGUUUGAGUUGAUUGCUGUUGUUCACAUCUACGGCAUCGACAGGUUCAACAAAGACAUGCAGUUCAUGAUUGGGCAUAAACCAUCCAUCUUCUGGCAGGUUUCAUGGAGGUUCGUCAGCCCUUUAAUCAUCCUGGUUAUAUUAGUUUUCUACCUGGUGACUCAAGCCCAGCAAGAACUCACCUAUUUAGUCUGGGACCCGAAUUCAGAGGAGUUUCCAGUUCUGGCAUCCAUCCCGUACCCAUCAUGGAUCAGUGUGGUUAUUUUUCUCUUGGCAGGAAUCCCCAGCUUGGCAGUGCCUGUGUACGCAUUAUGUAGGCUGGUCUUUAUCAGCUGCAAGCAAAAGAAAAAAGCCUGUAAAGACUUUGGUCAUGUGUUUUAAAACAGCACAAGGUCGGAGGAAGGUUGUCCCAGUCAGCCUUACAUCAUGUCAAGCACCCAGCAAUUCUCCCCAAGAAGUCUCAUGUGUCAGCCCUCCUCAUCAAACACUACCAUGAACGUGUACUUCACCAAGGAAGAGGCAUGA